AUGGGCGGCUGCUCUGGCAAGUACCAUGAGCUGCUUAGGCAGCUCCAGCGCCAGGCUGACUUCAUGCAGAACCCCAGCAUGCUCCUGGAGCCCUACAUCCACAUCCAAGGCCUGGAUGUGCCGGUACUGCAAGAACGCUGCAAGGAGCGCCCCGGGGCCUUCCCCAGCGAGGAUGCCCUGCGGGGGCUCAGCAGGCCAAGCUUCCUGCAUGCACUGGACACCAGGCUGAGCCACACCCUGCACAGACUGAAGGCUCUCCAGAAGGGUCUCCCCGAAGCCAAGUUCUUGGAGGCAGCCGUGCUAAACAUCCGCGGGUUCAGGAACAACAUUCACUGCAUGGCCCAGCUGCUCCCGGACACCUCAGAGGCCACGAAGCCCACUCAGGAGAGCCCGUGGGUCUUGCCGUCGGCAACCUCUACCUCAGACACCUUCCAGCUCAAGUUGGAGGGCUGCAGGUUCCUGAGUGGCUUCGGCCGCUUCAUGCACGCCGUGGGGCAGGUCUUCAGGGGCUGGCGGUUGAGCCCCAGCCGCAGCCGUAGACACAGCCCCCCCCCAGCCCUACGGAAGGGGGCCGGCAGGACGCGCCCCUCCAGCAAGGGCCAGAGACUGGUGGUCAGGGUACAGCUGCUGCGGUAG
Condylura cristata (star-nosed mole) is the source of this 636-nucleotide messenger RNA. RefSeq names its product oncostatin M (gene OSM). Gene Ontology annotation, biological process: immune response; oncostatin-M-mediated signaling pathway. The record is from RefSeq and is a predicted model, not a curated record. Bases 1 to 636 code for a protein of 211 amino acids. Gene Ontology annotation, cellular component: extracellular region. NCBI's taxonomy places the organism in Eukaryota, Metazoa, Chordata, Mammalia, Eulipotyphla, Talpidae. The transcript has 2 exons. Gene Ontology annotation, molecular function: oncostatin-M receptor binding; cytokine activity.